This is a messenger RNA of Encephalitozoon hellem ATCC 50504, 357 nucleotides long. RefSeq names its product histone H3/H4-like protein. Gene Ontology annotation, cellular component: CCAAT-binding factor complex. The record is from RefSeq and is a predicted model, not a curated record. Gene Ontology annotation, molecular function: protein heterodimerization activity; DNA-binding transcription activator activity, RNA polymerase II-specific; RNA polymerase II cis-regulatory region sequence-specific DNA binding. The transcript has a single exon. Bases 1 to 357 code for a protein of 118 amino acids. Gene Ontology annotation, biological process: regulation of transcription by RNA polymerase II. NCBI's taxonomy places the organism in Eukaryota, Fungi, Microsporidia, Unikaryonidae.
AUGGAUGAAUUUACCGGAGGGCUGAGGCCUACGGACAGGUCUUUGCCGAUAGCUAACAUAUCAAAGAUUAUGAAGAAGCCCAUUCCCAAAGAGGCAAAGGUUGCAAAGGAUGCAAAAGAGAUAAUGCAAAAGUCUGCAGGGGAGUUUAUAGCCAUAAUAACAUGUAGGGCAAAGGAAAUAUGUGAGUCUGAGGCCCGUAAAACUGUUACUGGUGAGGAUCUAAUAAGAGCAAUGGACGAGCUAGACAUGCCCUACUAUGCAGAGCUUGCAAGAAAGUAUUAUAUUCAGUAUAGAGAGCUUGCUAAAAAUGAGAGGGUUAGGAAGUAUUCGAGGGGCUUUGACUAUGGGAAGCAGUAG